CAACAUAUGCUAUAAAGCCCCACGUCACACAGGUAGGGAGGGUGUGUUGCAGUGAGGUCAGACCAGAUAACGCCGAGGAGUGGGCAGGAUGUGGACGUUGCCGACUUUUCCGCUGCUUUCAUGCAUCUUGACAGCUACGUUUAUCAGGUUUGCGGCUGCUACUUGUGCUACCUGUCCAUACAAUGCGACAGUUGAUGCCGAUUGCUCAGACCUGAAAACCUACCUGGGGUGCCUUGAGACUGCCUCGGGAACAGGAGCUUCGUGUAACCUGUCAGCAGCUGAUGCCUUGGAGAUCAAAAACGCUAAUUGCACCGCUGUAUUGCCCCAGGCAUGCAGUUGCCAAAAGGACUUAUGGGGGACAAACGGGACUGAUCACGAGAAAUGCAGUUCACUGACGACCUACAUUGCAUGUCUCCACGUUACCGUUAACGACACAUGUACGCCUGGGUUCAACAUUUCAACUCUUGUUGCCAAUGCUGACUCGAGAUAUGCAGCUUGCAGUCCAUGUGCCACCUUCGACUGUCAUGACAAGGGGAAAUGCAUGGCUGACAAAAAGGACAAAACAAAGGGAGCGUGUGUCUGUGACAACGGGUUUACGGGAGACCAUUGUGAAAAUGGUGCGCCAAAGGAAAUCUCUCUGUUGUCACUCCUGGCUACUCUCCUGGCUGCCAACAUAUUCAGGAUGACCCUGACAUGAAGUGAACUAAUAGAGUUGAACGUUUCUUGGCUACUUGCAAACUUCUGAAAUUACAAUUACAGACAUGCUAUCUGUGUAUCUAUAUAUUGCCGGUUUUUGAAUGUGACAUGUCUAUACACAAUUUUUAAAAGUCGACUUGUGAAUGAAUUUCUAACAUACCAGUACAGCGCUGUUGAUGAUCUGACUUAAACAGUACAAAUGUGAUGUAUUGUCCUGAAGGGUAUACUGAAAUAUUGUAGUGAUGAAUGAAGCUGAUGACGUGGCCUUUGUGUAGGUCACUGAAUAAAGUGGAUGUUAUCUACCCUUUUGAACAAUGGUGAGUUACAUGACGAAUUAUUAAUGACUGUAUCACUCGUUUCGUUAAUAAACACCCCUUUGCUGAACAAAACAA
Messenger RNA from Haliotis rufescens (red abalone), 1088 nucleotides. RefSeq lists its product as uncharacterized. The record is from RefSeq and is a predicted model, not a curated record. Bases 89 to 697 code for a protein of 202 amino acids. NCBI's taxonomy places the organism in Eukaryota, Metazoa, Mollusca, Gastropoda, Lepetellida, Haliotidae. The transcript is spliced from 7 exons.